Messenger RNA from Phragmites australis (common reed), 1226 nucleotides. RefSeq names its product ethylene-responsive transcription factor-like protein At4g13040. Gene Ontology annotation, biological process: regulation of DNA-templated transcription. The record is from RefSeq and is a predicted model, not a curated record. Gene Ontology annotation, molecular function: DNA binding; DNA-binding transcription factor activity. The coding region runs from base 225 to 935 and encodes 236 amino acids. The transcript has 7 exons. NCBI's taxonomy places the organism in Eukaryota, Viridiplantae, Streptophyta, Magnoliopsida, Poales, Poaceae.
GGAGAUAGACUGAUAGAGUCGUCGCAGGAGAGGGGAGAGAGAGAGAGAGAGAGUAACAAAGGUGGUAGAUGUGAGCCACCCUCUUUCUAUCCCUCGCCAACUUCUUCUCCUACCAACUUCUUUUUCCUCCCCACACCCCUCCCCUCCCAUCCUCCGCGCGGCCGCUCCUCGCCGCUCUCCGCUGCCGCCCGCCGCCGGCCGGCCUCGCCGGUGGCAUUUGAAGUAUGGUUAGCUUGAGGAGACGUCGACUAUUGGGGCUUUGUUCUGCUUUUGUUUCAGGGAAAGAUUCAUUGCCAGUAGAUAUUCCCAAGCCUAUUGAGAAUGAAAAAACUGUGGAAGUUGCACACUCCAAUGUGAAGCCAUUCAGUGUGCAUCCACUGCCCUUGACAAACACUUCUGAUGUGCUCACAGAAUCCCCCAAUGGUUCUGACCCUUUGAAGGAAGAGAAAACCCAGUACUAUCCAGGCAAGGAAAUCAAGCGCAGAAAGAGACAUAGAAGAAAACAGUAUGUGGACCAAGAGCCAUGCAUUAUGAGGGGUGUCUAUUUCAAAAACAUGAAAUGGCAGGCUGCAAUAAAAGUUGACAAGAAACAGAUUCACUUGGGUACGGUUGGGACACAGGAUGAAGCAGCCCGACUUUAUGAUAGGGCUGCUUUUAUGUGUGGAAGGGAGCCAAACUUUGAGCUUUCUGAGGAAGAGAAGCAAGAACUGCAGAAGUACACCUGGGAGGACUUCUUGACAGUGACUCGAAAUACCAUAACCAGCAAAAAACAAAGGAAGGUUGGGUUGCAUAGGCGUAGCAAGGCGGACUUGUUCAUGGGACAGAGUGAUGGUGAUACUGAGAUGGUUAAUGGUGGCGGUGGCUCUUCAAAUUCUGACAAUGGAGAUGUGAGCAUCGGCAUCGUAGAUCGCUCCCAUAGGUCAUGGCAACCCUAGUGGAGUUCCCCAACGCAUUCAUUUCGAUCAAGAUAUGAUCUCCGUUUAGGAUUUUGUUCACUCAAUAAUUAAUUUCCUGUGCAUAAGGCCCUUGUUGGUCUGAUAAAAGGUUAGAGAAAUCAUUCCAUCAGAAAUAAGAAUUGGAGGUGGUCCAUAUAGGAGCAAUUUAUCCGAACAAUCAUGUAUACCGGUUCCAAAAUUGUGUAUAUGUACCGAUAGGUUCACUGCAAAUUUUACGUAACAUGUAAUUAGUUUACGGUAUCAUUUAUCUGAAAGAAAUUGUUUCCUUUC